UUGAGACCUGAGACACAGCGCGCGCUCAUUGGCUGACAAGACAAGUGGUCCGUUAGUUCCGGUCCGCCCUCAAUAAGUGCUCAUCGUGUCUUCCAAAUCUCUUUCCCAUUUGCUGGGACGCGGGGCGGGGCUGAGGCGCCGAGGACGUCGAGGCGAUUGGCUGAUGUCUGUCGGGGUGCGGAGAACUCCAGGAAGUAGCCUGCGCGCUGCAGGGUGGGUAGCGGAUGCCGGUUGCGCCUGCGCGUUGGCCUCCUCUCUGCGGGAAGAUGGUGCUCGUCAAGGAAUUCCGAGUGGUUCUGCCAUGCUCUGUGCAAGAGUAUCAAGUUGGACAACUUUAUUCCGUGGCUGAAGCCAGCAAAAAUGAAACAGGCGGUGGGGAAGGGAUCCAGGUCUUAACGAACGAGCCUUAUGAGAAGGAUGGUGAAAAGGGCCAGUAUACGCACAAGAUCUACCACUUGAAGAGCAAAGUUCCUGCGUUUGUGCGGAUGUUUGCUCCAGAAGGUUCGCUGGUGUUCCAUGAGAAGGCCUGGAAUGCGUACCCUUUCUGCAGGACGAUUGUAACGAAUGAAUAUAUGAAAGACGACUUCUUCAUCAAAAUUGAGACUUGGCAUAAAUCGGACUUGGGAACAUCCAACAACGUCCACGACUUGGAUCCAAAUACGUGGAAGAAUGUUGAAGUUGUCCACAUUGACAUUGCAGACAGAAGCCAAGUGGAGCCAGGAGAUUACAAAGCUGAUGAGGACCCAGCAUUGUUCCAGUCAGUCAAGACCAAGAGAGGCCCUUUGGGACCCAACUGGAAGAAGGAGCUGGCAGCUGAUGGAGACUGUCCGAAAAUGUGUGCUUACAAGCUGGUGACAAUCAAGUUUAAAUGGUGGGGACUGCAGAACAAAAUAGAGAACUUUAUUCAGAAGCAAGAAAAGAGGAUAUUUACGAACUUCCAUCGCCAGCUUUUCUGCUGGAUCGACAGGUGGAUUGAGCUCACUAUGGAGGACAUCCGGCGGAUGGAGGAUGAAACACAGAGAGAGCUGGAAGCGUUGCGCAACCAAGGUGAAGUGAGAGGAACAAGUGCUGCUCAUGAUGAAUGAAGGCGGAUCUGUCCAGUCACGUACAUGGUGUGCUGAUCCAUUUGUGUCUGUGCGCACGGAUGCACGAUUUUUGCACAUACAGUUGUGCAUGCAUGCACACACACAAGGGGUGCGCAUUGUACUGAGAGACUGCUACAGUUUCUCCAAGGUACUGAAUCUUUUCCACAAAAGAAACUCCUUUCAUUAUGUAUAUCCAAAGCAAAUAAAGCCACCUAGUGUCACUUAAGAGAAGAAAAGAUUGCUGAAUUAUGUUGAUGCUGGACCAAUUUAUUCCCUCUUGUUUUAUGCCCUUCUUGAGCAUCUCUUCGUGCUAGAACUCACCUUGUCUUUUAUGCUAAUAGAUUUGGAUCAGAAGUUAAUUCCCCAUUUUGUGUUUUCUUCAUGAUUUUGAAAUAAGAACUCUGAAUGUAUUUAUAGAUAUUUAUUUCUAGAUUGUCACUAUCUUGGAAUUAAAUCAGAAACAUUUCAUGAGGGGGGAGGAAGAAUCAUAUUUUUCCAGUUGAGUGAAAAAUAUAAACAUAGCUUUUAUCUGUCUGCCCAAAAAAGAUCUGUUUUAUUGAAGUUUUGUACACUGAAAAUCAAGUGUUACUUUAUUAAAAUUGGCAAAAUAAGAAAUAUAAGAAAAUAAGUCAUAAGCAUCAUGAAUGGUGGCAAUAUUGAAGCUUUGUCAGUUUUGCCCCUGAGCUUGAAUCAGUAUGAAAGGGAAGCAGUAAGACGUUCUGCUCUUUGGGAACUGUGCAGAAGUACAGAAGUUCUGCACCAACUGUACAAUCAACUAAAAUUGACGCUCACUGUCUAUGUUCAAAGAGACGUUCUCUUUCAGACAUACAUGUAUAUAUUUAACAUUUAAAAUAAUUUCCCUGAUAUUGGUUAGAAGUAGAUAUAAGCUGGUAUCCUGAAGAUCAUUCUGUAGACAUUUCUUAAAUAUGUUUGCAGUUGAGGAAGGUGGGUCAUGUCCUGGACACAGACUUUUGCAAUGCUUAGUAGCUCAGUAACAAAAUAUUGUAGGACCCCCAAGCAAGCUGAGGAGUUGAGUGUGGGUUUCCUUUUGGGAGCUAAUAGAGUUUUUUUUGUUGAUUGGGCCAGCUAAUCCAAAGGCCAGCCUGAUCACCCUCUCCUUGAAAUUCUACUGGCUUCAGGGGUGAGCUCUUAAAGUGUAAAAGGGGCACUAGGAAGUUGACACAUGCUGCAUCUUCGUCAGAAGCCUGUGGUCUCGAGCCUGAUCUUUCCAGGAUUGUGGUAGCAAAUGGAUGCUUGUUUGUCAUCCCAUCAGAUGAUUAGCUUGUAAAUAUAUAAAUACUGUUUUUAAGAGACUUGCUAACAUAGGCUGUUGCUAAUUGAAGAAUCUAGGGGCUGCCUUCUUUCCGUGUAAGUGUGUGCUCUCAUUAGCACCAAGGAGAGCCCAAAUGCCUGCCCCAAACAGCGACUAAUGCAGUGCAUCGGUUAUGUGGGUUUGGUGGGGUGGGGGAUAAUUCAUCGUAAACAACGAGAGGGAACUUUGUAGUGAAUGUAAAACUUAGUUUACU
This is a messenger RNA of Rhineura floridana, 2611 nucleotides long. RefSeq names its product phosphatidylinositol transfer protein beta (gene PITPNB). Gene Ontology annotation, molecular function: phosphatidylcholine intramembrane carrier activity; phosphatidylcholine binding; phosphatidylinositol transfer activity. The transcript has 11 exons. Gene Ontology annotation, cellular component: cytoplasm. The coding region runs from base 225 to 1085 and encodes 286 amino acids. NCBI's taxonomy places the organism in Eukaryota, Metazoa, Chordata, Lepidosauria, Squamata, Rhineuridae. Gene Ontology annotation, biological process: phospholipid transport. The record is from RefSeq and is a predicted model, not a curated record.